CGAGUGGGCGUGUUUGGAUCCUCCCAAACUGGGAUCCACUCCUGCCCCGUACAGCGGCUUCCCUCGCGCGCCGCGCAUCUUUCGGAUCCUCCAUCAAGCGCGGUUAUUAACGUGAAACACCCAGGAGCGUGAGGAAACAUCCACGCGGAUCCAUCUAGGGAGGGAGAGCAAUAAGGUUCAGAGUAUUCUUUGUUCUCACUUGGCUGGAAGGAUGGUCAUUUUAAAACUUUUGUCACACAAGAUGAAAAGAGAAAGAGGAAACCAUCCCUAUGCAGUAGAAGUCCUCUUUGGGUUCCUCUUGGCUGUCUUUCCUGGCACCAGUGCCUGUCCUAAGCUUUGUGCCUGCUAUGUCCCGACUGAAGUCCACUGCACCUUCCGGUAUCUAACUACCAUCCCACUGCACAUCUCUCAAAAUGUUGAACGCAUCAAUUUAGGUUACAACAAUUUGGUUAAGCUGACUGAGACAGAUUUUUCUGGCCUGGACAAACUGGAAUUGUUGAUGUUGCACAGUAAUCAGAUACAUACAAUUCAAGACAAGACAUUCUCUGAUUUACAUUUGUUAAAGAUCUUAAAGAUGAGCUAUAAUCAAAUCAAAGUUAUUCAAGCAGACACAUUUCAUGGUCUCGUGGCUUUGGUACGUUUGCACCUGGAUCAUAAUAAAAUUGAAUUUGUAAACCCAAAAUCUUUCUAUGGUCUCACAUCAUUGAAGUUAGUCCAUUUGGAAGAAAAUUUACUUAAACAACUUCAUCCAGAUACUUUUGUCACUUUGAGGUACCUCAAGGUGUUCAGAACAUCUGCCAUAAAGCAUAUCUACUUGUCAGACAACUUCCUGACUUCUCUGCCACAAGACAUUUUCUCAUAUAUGUCUGAACUAGAAAGUCUCUAUCUUCAUGGAAAUCCUUGGACUUGUGAUUGUGCUUUGAAAUGGUUUGCCAAAUGGGCAGAAAGGCAUUCAGAUGUUGUAAAAUGCAAAAAAGGCAAAGAGGCUACAGAUGCACUGCAAUGUCCAUUGUGCACCAACCCCAGGAAUUCUAAAGAAAAACACUUAACUGAAAUUCCACUACCUUCAUUUAAUUGUAGUAAACCAAGUAUAGACACAGAUUUAAAAUUGAAAACUGAAACUAUGGUAGAUGAUGGAGAAUUCACUUCAGUGUCUCCCAAAGAUUUUAUGGCCCCUAUAGGAUCUGUGUCAUUAAACUUAAUAGACCAAUCAGGAAAUCAAGCAAACAUAGUUUGUAAUGUACAGAAACCUUCAAAAAUGUCUCCAGUUAUAUUUACAAAAACAGAUAAUAACACGCUACUUGAAAUAUCAUUGUCAACUUUUCUUAAGUGUAGCAUUGACCACAGUCGUAUUCAUCAACUGUGGAGUAUACUUGCUCUUUAUAGUGAUUCUCCACUAAAAUUGAGACAGGAACACUUAUUAACAGAAAUGCCUUAUAUUCGUUACAAGUACAAACAAAUAGAUUCUAAAAAUGAAGACCUUUUCACCGACAUAGAAGCUGAACUGACAGCUGAGCCUCCUUGGUUGAUGCAGAGUCAAGUGUCAAUGCAAUUGGACAGGACCACAACUACACUCAAUAUGCUGCAUAUCCAAUAUUCAAUAGAUGCUCAAAUCAUUCUUCCUGAUGAUGUCCCAAAGCCCACCAAACAAACGUGGGCCAUGAUCUUACGAGACAAGAAUUCCAAAACUGAAUAUUCUGUUUUAGUCAAUAGUUCUGUAGAAUUGGAUUGCCAAGCAAUUGGAGACCCUGUCCCUGUAACUGAGUGGCUAUUACCUGAUGGGACCAAGGUUAAGGCUCCAUAUGUAAGUGAAGAUGGAAGAAUAGUGAUAGAAAAAUCUGGUAAGCUCUCACUACAUUCAGCAGAUCAUUUUGACACUGGACUUUAUCACUGUAUAGGAACCAACUAUGAAGAUGCUGAUGUCUUAACUUUUAGAAUUACAGUGAUAGAUCCAAGUCUUAAGCACAAACUUUUAAAUGCACAACAGCUUUCAGUGUUUUUAGGUGAAAGUAUUGAUCUUCCCUGCCUCUCUACAGAUGGCCCAAGUGCCUCUAUUAAUUGGGUCAUACCAGGAAACAUGAUUCUUCAUAGUUCUUUUAAAAAUAAACUUCUGUUUGACAAUGGCACAUUAAAAAUACAACCAAUAACAGGACAAGACAAUGGCCACUUCAUGUGUAUAAUGGCCAAUAAAUAUGGUGUAGAUUAUUUGGUUUACGAAUUACUUGUUAAAAGUAAUUUGAGCAAGUCACAACACCUUAUAAAAAAAGAUACUCAGCUAAAUAGUGAAGCAACAGAAGGGUCUGGCAACCAAGAACAUGACUUUAAUGGUCAAAUUAAAAAAUUUCCUUCGGUUCCUGCUGAGGUAACCAGCCAAACAUCCAUGCAAAAUUCAUUUACAAAUUAUUACAUACAAAAUAAAACCAAAAACAACUACAAAGAAGUAUACAGGAUCAAUAGAGGCAAGAUAAGCAGAAGGUUUAGAGGACAAAAGAGAUUUGGUCUCUCUACCAAGAGAAUCAAUCCAUUGCAUUGGGCGACAUUUUUAGAAAAAACAAGGAAUAUCACAUUGUUAAGAAGACAAGAAAAUAUAACAGUAAAACCAACCGAAAAGAUAUUUCUGUCUUCAAAGAGCUCAGGAAAUGAAGAAGAGAUAUCUGGAGAUGAUAUAUUAGCCGAGGAAGAACUUAUAUUUCUAGCAACUAGAAGACCUUCAAAAUACACCUUGAGAGAAGCAUCAGGAAAUGUAGUGACAGCAAAAUUUGGAAGUAUAUCAGAUAAUUACAGCUCUUUUGCAACACAUACCACAGUUACAGAAUCAGAACCUUCAGCAACCAGUUCUAUGGUUAUGCGGUCUGAGACACCUACGAACCAGAAUUGGCUAAAUAAGCCAAAACCUGAAAUAAAAGGAAUAAGCCUUGAAAGAUACCAAACACUGCCUACGCCACCAACCCUGAUGGAAGUAACAAUGCCCUCAUUCUUUAAAGAACCCAACAGUGCAGCAAACACUUCAAAUUCUUUUCAGACAUUGGUAACAUCUGAAGAAGCUAAUGUCUAUUUUAAAAGCAAGCCAACAGUAACACCAACAGUGGCUAUUACUAAUAAUAGCCAAUUUAUAAUUUCACACAAAAUUGUUGAAAAACCUGAUUUAUUGGCAGAAAAUGCUAAGGAAGUGUCAAAAAAAUCAAACCAUCAAGUGCCCUCAACAGCAAUCAGUCUGUCUAAUGAUGCAUCGCAACAUGGAUAUACUUACAGUAGAAAAAAAAUUACAUUUCAGGUAUCUCCAGGCUCAACUAUUCUUACCCAGCAACAGAUUGAGGUAGCUAAGGAUUCUGCAACUCAUAGUCCAUUCCCCAGAUGGUACAGCAGACGAAGAAAAACCUUUGGAAGAAGACGAAUUAUUAGACCUGACCGUAUUCCCAGUAAUGCAGGGCAUAGAUUUGCUUUUCCUAGAUCAGGGUUUGUUCCAGAAAGCUCAAGUCUUACUCUCCCUGCAGAAAUAAGCAUACCAACUCCUUCUAAUAUAUCUGUUGAAUCAUUUAGCCCACAAACAUUUAUGUAUGCAUCGAUCAAACCUCAGUAUCCAAAAUCAACAAUUUCAAGUCACACUGUGAUAUCCUCAAGUAACAAGAUAGAUACAGAUGAAGUGUAUGAAGCUUCUACAACUCUCCCCUUCUUCUCUAAAAGCACCCAGAUUGCUCCACAAAGAAAAGUAAAAUCAGAUAUACAUCAAGCAAUCCCUGAUAUAGAUGCAUCAGAUAACAUCCAAUUCACAACUGAUAUCCAUAAAUCUAAGUUUAACAGAAAAAGUACAUUUACCGGAGCUAAUAUAUUACCUUUCAUGAUCAAAUCCACUAUUCCCUCUUUUAGUACCCAUGAUGUCUCUUCCAGUGUUUCAAAUGGAGAAAUACCAUCACCUAAUGCUUUUGUUACCAGCUAUGUCCAAAAAGAGCUACUGCAGAAGCAAUUGAUAAUACAAACAAAACCCACAUCUGAAAUACCUGUUAUAGAUUUUCACACCUCAGGCCCAACAUUCAAAAAUUCACCAAUAUAUGAAACUGAUGUUUCCAAAAGUGACAAUCAAACCGAUGUUCCUAUAGACUCAUAUCAUAUCACACAUAUCAGUGAGAAUAUAUCAUUACUAAAAGACAAUUCAAUAGUAUCACUCAGUACUACAGAAUCACAAUCCCCAGGGCUUAUGUACAACCUUACAACUGAUCUUAAUAAAGAAACUGAUACUACAACAGUCCAACUGAUUCAUAAUCCUGCUACCACUUCUGCAAACAAGAUUUUCAAACUCAAAACAUUUCGAAGACAAAGAAAGAAGGGUCAAAGGAGGAGAAGACCUCUGCAAAAGUCAAUGCCUUUCCAUAGAAACAUUUCGAUCAAAGAAUUUGUAAUACCCUUUAAAAAAAUUAUUCCUUCUCCUAUUAUGAAAACAAUAAAAAAUGUAACUGAACCUCCUAGUCGCAUACUGACUGAAUUGUUUCCAAAAUUCACCACUAUGGAUAUAGAUGCAGUUACACCACAACCAGCAAUUCUUAGCACAGCAGAUAUAAAAAAAGACAAUACAUUCUUAAAUACCACUCAGGAAUCCCUGGACAAUGCUUAUACCAUUAAGCCACCAAUGGAACUGUCAACUGAAAAACUUUCAUCUACAGCUCCACAGGUUGAAAUGUCAUGGGAUACAACAAAGAUAAGCACAGCAUUAUCAUACAUAUCCUUGGUAACAACUGGACCAAAGUUUACUAAAGUAGCACAAACUACUAGACAAGUGAAUAAGGAAGCUUACCCAUAUGUGGGACAAACUGCAGCUCCAAAAACACAAAUAACAAAAACAGCUCUUCAUGUAAAAAAUGAGAUAAAUCCACACAUUCCUACUAAUGCAAUUUACAUGACCACUAGUCCAUUACUAUCCCAAACAAGGCUUAUCCAAGCUACACAAACUACUUCGUCUCCCAGAUGGGGUAAAAUUUCACGGCAGUUUCCAUUUUCUAAAAUCAGAGAUAUUGGAAAACCUCUCAUAAUUAACACAUUCACUGUAUUAAAAUCACCUCAAAGCUCCACCCUGUAUACUCCUUUGUGGAAGACAGAUAAAAACAAUUACAUCAGAAACUGGUCUGAAAGAACAGGCCAUGUAGCCUCCACCACCAAUCCAGAAGGUUUAAAUUCAUUCUAUCAAACCAGAUUGGCAAAACCCAGAAUAAGUGGAGGAAAAUUUGCAGUGUUUACUGUCCUGGCUAAUUCAGAUGCUUUCAUUCCAUGUGAAGCCAGUGGUAAUCCUCAACCAACCAUCCAUUGGACCAAGUUACCAGCAGGAGCUGAUGCAUCAAAAAACAAAUAUGGUAACAGAUUUAAGAUUCUUCCCAAUGGUACACUCUCCAUUCAGAAUACAAACAUCCAGGAUCGUGGACAAUACUUGUGUGUGGCUGCCAAUCAACAAGGUUCAGACAAGCUUCUGGUCACUUUGUCUGUGGUUACCUAUCCACCAAGAAUUCUAGGAAAAAGUUCCAAGAUCAUUACUGUUCACUCUGGCAAGCCAGCAGUUAUGAAGUGUGCCUCUGAAGGCCGUCCCAUUCCUUCUAUAACUUGGAUCCUUGCAAACAAAACUCAAAUCUCUGAAUUUUCAGUGGAAAAUGAGGCUGUUUCUCUACACUCAGAUGGCACUUUACUGAUCAAGAAAGUCAAUGUUUAUGACCGAGGGAUAUAUACCUGCAGAGCAGAUAAUCCAUUUGGCUCAGAUACUAUGGCAAUAAGGUUGCAAGUCAUUGCUGCACCACCCAUUAUACUGGAAAAUAAGAAGCAACUUAUACUAGAGACCAUGGGGGGAAGUUUGAAGUUUCCUUGCACUGUCAAAGGAGACCCUCAUCCAACUGUUCACUGGGUUUUCCCUGAUGGAACAGAGGUGAAACCACUGCACCCUUAUCUAAAUGAUAAGGGUUUUUUGUUCCCUAAUGGAACACUUCUUAUCAGGAAUAUAGUUCCUUCUGACAGCGGUAAAUAUGAAUGUAUAGCAACAAGCUCCACAGGUUCAGAAAGGAGAGUAGUACUACUUCAAGUGGAACACCAAGAUAUAAUACCCCGAAUUGCAGCUACAUCCCAAAGAUGGACUCAGCUGAAUUUUGGGAAUAGGUUACUUCUGAAUUGCUCAGCUAUAGGGGAGCCAAAACCCAGGAUAAUAUGGAGAUUGCCUUCCAAAGCUGUGGUUGACCAAUGGCACAGAAUGGGAAGCCAAAUCCACGUGUAUCCUAAUGGAUCCUUAGCUGUUGAGUCAAUCACAGAAAAGGAUGCAGGUGAUUAUAUUUGUGUAGCACGAAACAGAAUGGGCGAUGAUUUCACCCUUUUGAAAGUCAGCGUGACAAUGAAGCCUGCAAAAAUUGAUCACAAGCAGUAUUUUAAGAAACUGGUACCUUAUGGGAAAGACUUCAAAGUGGAUUGUAAAGCUUCAGGAUCUCCUGAGCCAGAAAUAUCUUGGAGUCUGCCAGAUGGCACAACAAUCAAUAACGCAAUGCAAGCCGAUGAUAGUGGACAUACGCUGAAGAAGUAUACUCUGUUUAACAAUGGGACACUGUAUUUCAAUAAGGUUGGAAUGCUGGAAGAGGGGGAUUACACUUGCCAUGCUCAAAAUACACUGGGAAAAGAUGAGAUGAAAGUGCAGAUAAAAGUGGUUGCAGCUGCACCUCGUAUCAAGCAGAAUUUAAAGGCCUAUGCAAAGAUAAAAGCAGGAGAUGAUGCAUUCUUUGACUGUGAUGCUAUAGGGGAACCUAAGCCUAAAAUAUUUUGGCUGUUGCCUUCUAACAAAAUGAUUUUAGCUUCUACUCAGAGAUAUAGUCUCCAUAUUAAUGGAUCUUUGUCAAUCAUUAAAGUAAGGCUUUUAGAUGCUGGAGAAUACAUGUGUGUAGCACGCAAUUCUGGUGGAGAUGAUGCCAAGGUUUAUAAACUAGAUGUAAUCUCUAAGCCACCUCUGAUCAAUGGUUUGUAUUCUAACAAGACUGUCAUUAAAGCAACAGCUAUAAAACACUCAAAAAAGCAAAUAGCUUGCAAUGCUGAAGGAGAUCCUGUGCCCCAAAUUAUGUGGAUCAUGCCUGAUAAUAUUUUCCUAACAGCCCCAUACUAUGGAAGUAGGAUAACCAUACAUAGGAACGGGACUCUUGAAAUUCGCAAUGUAAGAUCUUCAGAUACGGCGGAGUUUAUUUGCGUAGCACGUAAUGAUGGGGGAGAAAGCAUGCUGGUAGUCCAUUUGGAAGUCCUUGAGAUUCUAAGGCGCCCAAUUUUCAGGAACCCAUUUAAUGAGAAAGUUAUAGCAAAACCUGGAAAAGCCGUAUUUUUGAAUUGUUCUGUUGAUGGAAACCCACGUCCUGAGAUAAUUUGGAUAUUACCAAAUGGUACAUGGUUCUACGUUGGUACUAGAACACUCCGGUUUUAUUUGGGAAGCAACGGCACCCUUGUCAUCAAUAGACUUUCUAAAGCAGAUGCAGGAAAAUACAGAUGUACAGCUAAAAAUCAAGUAGGCUACAUUGAAAAGUUGAUCAUAUUGGAAACUGGUGAAACACCCACAAUUUUUUUCCACUCUGGAGGGGAAAUAAAAAGUAUGAAUGGGGAAUCUUUAUCACUUCACUGUCUCGCUACUGGAAGUCCCAAGCCAAACAUUAUAUGGACGGUCCCCAGUGGCUUUGUCUUAAACCAGCCUCAAAUUAAUGGGAAGUAUUCAUUACUGGAGAAUGGUACCUUACUUAUUAGAGAAACCAAUAUUCAUGAUAGAGGAAGUUAUAUGUGCAAAGCUCAGAACUAUAUUGGUGAUUCAAAGGUAGUUGUUUUUGUAACGAUUGUGGGACAUUCACCAAGGAUUACAAAACGACCCCCAAGGAAUAUUCAUACUGUGGCUGGAUUGGCGAUUCAGCUUCAUUGUAUGGCAUUCGGGAUACCAGAUCCAGAAAUUACAUGGGAGCUGCCUAACCAUUCAUUAUUUUUCACAGGCAUCAAAGGUCAACUAUCUGGAAGUGAGACUAUUCACCCACAAGGAACAUUAAUAAUUCACAAUCCAAAUUCAUCAAAUUCAGGCAUAUAUAAAUGUGUGGCUAAGAAUCAGUUUGGCAGGGAUUUCACAGUGACAUAUCUUCAAGUUAUUUCAAAUGGGAAUAAAAUCUAAAAUGGACCAUUUGGCUUUCAAAGAUGUUUAAUCAAAACCAGUCAAAAGGCAUUUCAAUUUUGGUGCUAUUAUUACAAUUCUAACUUUACAGUUGUCAAGCUAAAAGACAUUUAGGUUUGGGAAGGUUUUGCAUUAUGACCUAGUGUUGAUUUUAAGACAAUAUUAAAAAGUAACCUUAAAAACUUAAGGCACUUAAGUUUCCAACAAAAAUAACAGUAAAAAUGACAACAUAUUCUCUAAAGAUACUUGCAAUACAAAAUAUUUAGCACAAUAAUGGAUUUUUAAAUGCUAGUUUUUAUUUCCCACUUGAUAGUAUAAACAGUGUAAAGCUUUUGAAAAACAUGAUUGCUGGUUUCAUUUAUUAUUGAUGUGAAUGACCAUUUUCUAAUUCUUGAUAGUUUCAAAUAUUUUACAACAAAGAAUAUGGAUUUGUUUGUAAUACUACAAUAUUCUUUCAUGCAGAAGUCCUUUUGUGGGGGCAGUGGAAGAACAAAUAUGAAAUACUUAUUUCAGUGCUUUUUAAAAAAAAAUAAAGCUUGCAUUAUUUUUUUACAAUGAAUGCUAUCAAAACUGCAUGUGAAGAAAUGAAAAUGUAAAUAUUAAUUAUAUUGCCAAUUAUUGUAUGUGAGGAAAUAUUUUUAUAUAUCAUAGGUUUUAAAGCAUACUAUUUAUUACCAGUAUGCUUUAUUGAAAGGCAAGAAAUCAUGUUUCUUUUUAUGGUCACAUGAAAUUAAUAUGAUCCAGAGUGCCCUUAAAAUAACAGAAAUGGUAUGUCCAAAAAUAUUGUCCUAGUACUAUACGUAUUAUGUACUAAACACAUGCAUAUUGUUCUUAAGCUGUCUUCUCAGGGCAAAUUUUUAAAAUAUGCAAGAAAGAACAUAAUUACUAAUAGGGAAAACUUAGCUGAGGAAGUGGAAGUAGCAAGGACAUCAGAAAAAAGUUACCAUGUAAUAUUGGAGAUAACUGAUUCGAAAGGAAACUAAAUCUGAAUACAAUAAAUAUGUAUAUUCAACUUUUAAAAAGUCAGAUUUUAAUAAAGUUAGCAAUUAUAAAAAUGGUUUUGUGUUAGGGAGAAAGUGAUAAGAAAGAGAGCUUAAAAAUAGUAAGAAUUUCUUUAAAGAGGAAGUAUACUAAAAGAACAAUUGCAAAUAAUUCCAAUGACCAACAAAUGGAAAACAGCAAAGUAAACCAAUGUGGAAAUUUAAUAAUUAUGAAAGUGAAAAUGAAAGAAAAGCCACCACUGACCAUCUGACCUGGUGCUAUGCGAGUCUUACAAAUUCUUUGAUAUGGGCAUUCUGCACCUCUUAGAAGACGAUGCUAAUGCUGAAGAACAUCUUUGAUGGCUAAAAAUGCCAUGUUAAAAACACAGUAGAUCCUUUUAAAAUGGACAAAGAUGUCUAGAAAGGAAUGUGUAUGGGAGGGGAUUGUUAUCAAACUCGAGUGGAUUACAAAAUUAUAACUCCCAAAAUAAAAUUUAGAAAUAUCAGCCAUCACAAUAGAAAAUUUCAGUGGGAUGUGAAUGAUGGUGGAUGGAUUGAGAAAUGAAUGCCUAUAGCUUGUUGGCUACUUAAAAGAAAUCCCCUUUCCUGAUAAGAUCAAAAUUAACAAUAAAUCGAUACUAAAAAUUGACAGAUUCUAUAAAGCAGUCUGGAUCUUUGAUUGGGAAGCAGGAAUGCACACAAAAAUUAAUUUUACUUAGCUUGAUUUAUCUGAAAUAUUUUAAGGAAAUAUGUAUAAUAUCUAAUGCAGGUAAAUGAAUGCUACAACUUAGCAUAAACUAUUGUAAAGAUGUUGAAGAACUUGAUCAGUGUGGAGAGUGGGAUUGGUAAAACAGCAAUAUAUCAAACUAUAUUACAAUGUAAGUUAAAAUCAUGACAAAUAUUAUAAUCUUUUAAAAAUUGUCAAAGUCAUUAGGAUGACUAAUGAUUACCUACCUCACUGAAUUUUUUGAGUAAUGGCUCAUAAGUAUCUACAUUGCUACAAGUACAGUACAUGAGUAUGUACACUGAAUGAAAAAUGUAAUAUAAAUCAACUAGGUUGGAAGCUGAAAGACGUUAUUACUGUAUAUUCAAACUUCCUGUAACAAGAAUCAAAGGUCCUUAAAUAUUCCUGAUCCUCUUUCAUAUUAAUCAGAUUAUAUGACCACGUAAAUAUAAUCUAAUAAAAAGCACAUGUCCUCGGCAGUGUUCCAAGAUUUCAGAAAUAAAUAGAAUAGAGUAAGAUCCCUUUUGGUUAGAGCCAACAAUCAUAGAUUAUACUUUUAGAUGUUAAAAAUGUGUUCUUGCAGUGAUCAGAUAGGAUGACUCUGCACUUGAUAGUUUUAAUCCAUCAGAAAGGAUAAGUCUGCAUUGUGUGAUGGUAUUUCAUGGGAAUGAGAUUAUAUAAAGAAUUAAGGGUGGGCAGGGGUUAUGCCCCUUCUUUUCUAAAUACCUCACGACAGUAUGAAUUUUGCAUAUUCACACUGAAAAAUGUGAAAGUAUACCUGUUACUGAAUGAUCAAAAUAUGAAAUUAUACCUGUUACGGGACAAUCAGUAGUGGGAGUUGAGUUCUACAGGCAGAAAUUGUUAAAUCCCCGGAAUCAAAGGGGAUGACAUCCUUGUGUCAGUGAAGGUUUGGAUUGUGAGUCUGAAUACAAGCCUAUUGGGAAAAUGUAACAUGGAACAUGGAUAAAAUUGGAGUACUGAUGGUGAGUAGCAGUUGUCCAGUGAUUGUGUAAUGAAUCCUCAUUUUCCGUACUGGCCAGUAGUCUACAUAGACAAACUAAAAAGAUCCUAUCUGUGAAUGCUAGAUGUUUCAGGAUAGUUGCUAUGAUGCCAGAAUUUAGACUUGUAAUUGUACUUCACGGUCUAUCUCAGUGGGCAGACUAACAUGAAUUACUGUUUGGACUCCACUUCACUUGUGGUUGUUUCAGUAUCAUCCCCUAAUACCUAGAAUUCCUCAAUUUACAAGCAGCUAGGUCUACAGCAUAGUAAGGAUCUGUCUACAAAUGGUCCUCACUGCCAUCCUAACAAACACAACUCUUUGUCAAUGCUUUGAAAGAGAGGGUAGUCUUUUUAGGCAUCCAUAUACAAAAUGACCAGAAUCUCCAAAAUAUAGGUAGACAUCUUGAAUGCAACAUUUCAGCUUUGUUCAGAAAGAAGAGCUCUGCUAAAUCUGAGUAGUAUGCAUGGAUUCAACUUCUAAAGUUGCUAGUGCAUGGGAAGGAAGGAAUGAAAAAGAAUAAUUGCUACAAGCUUCAUGCAGACAUGGCUAUAAAUCUCAGAUAACCCAUUAUUCAGGAAUUGUCUUAUUUGGUAGAAGUCUUGUAAGACAUGAAUCAACAAACUUACUUUCCUUAUUGCACGUAAGAAUGGAAAUCAUAUAAGCAGAGAUUGUCCAAUGCAAUACACAAAAAUCAAACUCAUUUAUAGGCAUAUGCUCCAGGAUUUAUAUUUAAUGGCUUUUUUCCCUCUUCUCUUUCUAAAUUCAUGGUCACCUGCCAUUCUCCUGAUGACCCUGAAAGACACCUGAUUUAUUUUAAGAAAUCGUUGUUUCUAGCACAUCUUCAUUUUUACACAGCCAAUCUGACAAUUUACUUAGCAGGAACAAAUUUUGUCAGGCUUACAUUUUUUUUAGAUAAAUAACUUAAUCAGAUCCUAUUGAUGGAACUGAAUUAUUCCUAGAGUAUGGCUCUGGAAACCAUAAGAAUAAGAAUAAUUCAGAGAAACUGAAUUUCCAGUUUUAAAAAUGACAGCAAGACAUAGAAGACUAGGAAUUAAGUCCCAUUAGGAGAGAAUAACGUAACUGGCAUGUUUAGCUUUUAGAGAAGAAAACUGAUAAUAUUUCAAACAAUGAAAACAGUGUGACCUAUUGCAGAGUAAGAAAAAUUGAAAUUACAAGAAGACAGUUUGCAGUUGUAUCUUAGAAUUCUUAAUCACGUAAUUCAGCAGUGGAAGCAAUUAACAAAUAGUGAUCACUGUUUGUAGGUUUACUUAUGCUAGGUCCACUAAAAGACUACAAGCAGAUGAUAGGCUAUCAUUUGUAGGAAAAACCUGAGCAGGACAUUGAACUCAAUGGUCUCUCCAAUGUUAUGAUUUUAUAAACAGUGGCUAUAGUUCAGAGGUGAACCAGUAAUGAACCAGUUCAGGCGAACCAGUAGUGGCGGUGGCAGGAGGCUCUACCCACCUGCCCAGACGUCAUCACGAAAGCUCUACGCAUUUGCAAACGUUCUAUGCAUGCGCACUCUAGGUAAGAGGAUUUCAUGCCUGCUAUAGUUUAAGUUUACAUUUUGUACAUUUAAACCUAUUGUUUGGAAAGAGGAUAAGAUAACUUCGUUGCCCAAUCAUGAGCUUCAAUAUUGAACCAAGAUUCUUGCUAUCAUUAAUAUGUAGACUACACAUCUUAAUUUUUUUCAACUUUGGAGGAUAUAAUUCAUUUUUGCUGAGUUUACUUUACACAAGAGUUAGGUGCAUGUAUAUGAUUGUGUGUGUGACUUUGUGUGUAUGUAUGUCUGUGUAUCCUAAUUUUCCUAAAUCUAUAGUUGUUGCUCUAGAAAUCCAACUUAUUUUUCUCCUCAAUAUGUUAGCUGCUGAAGGACUGGAGUUGCCUACUUUUCAUGCCCAGGUAAGAAAAAAGAUGAGAAUCAACAAACAUUUAUAUAUGGCUAAAUUCAACCAUUUACUUGACAACUUCAUUAAUUUUGUUAUAUGUAACACCAGGAGAAAAUCAAUAUUUCAAGGUUCUCUUAAGAAAUUUACUGUUAAAAAUGAUUUCCUGGUAUGAAUAAGAAUCUCAAGCUGACAUUUUCCCUGGCAUAAUUGACCUGGAAUGUGGUGAUUUAAAAUGCUACAUUUUGAACAAAUGUCCUGUAAACCAAGAUUUAGUCUACCUGUUUGUGAAUAUAAGUGCAUUGUUAUAACCAUACCUUAAAACCCAAACAUAAUAUUCUGUUUUGAUGUAUGAUGCACAAUUUACACAAUCUUAAUUUGUCUAUGCCCCUGUCAGGCAUUCUCUAUGCCAAUUCCCUUUUCAGAAAUAUAACUUCAAUCUUUUGCAGCCUAAGUGCUUUCGAGAUGCAUGGACAUGGUCUGCCCAAAUUGCUUGCCUGCAUGGCUACUGCUGAUAAUUUUGGAAGCAUGCAUACACAUCUGGAGUUUGUUCAGAGAGGGAAUAGUUGACUCAUAUUCUAACUGAAACUUUAUAAAGACUCAAGCAGCCAUAUUUGGCUUCAUAUAUUAUAAAAAUAAAGUAAUCAACAUUUCUGUAAAUUUGCCAGAUUCUUAUCAGGCACUGGCAACAAAAAGAAGAUUUUCAUCAUCAUUCAGUCUAAGAGCUUCCAGAAUAACUAUUACAGGAAAAAGAAUCUAGAAAAAAUAGGCCUUUUUAAAAAAACCUCCAGCCAAUUCUUAGUUUUAUAUUUCAAAUUCCAUAUCUAAAAAGCAUAUAGUAGUUUCUGAUUUGGAUUUUCACUGGGUUUUCUAUGCCAGUUAGGCAUAUUUUUGAAUAUUAUCAAUUCAGAAAUAUAUUUUUAUCAAUUUCACCUAACGAUAAGCCAGACUCCAUCCAAUGAUAAAAUCUCAGGACUAUUUGUUGAUCUCCAGAUUUGAUGGAUUGUCACCAAAUGAAACAUGAAAUGUAGGAAAACUGAAACACCUACCACCCACCUAUAGUGCUGGGAUGUGCCAUCUUUUGCACAUUAUAUAUUUAACCAGUGACUAAUAGUAAUAAAUAUUAUUCUGCAUUUGUUAUAAUUGCACAGACAUCAAAGAAUAUAAAAUCAGCAAUUUGUUGCAAUACCAAAUAUUUUUAAAAUAUAUUUACAACUGUUAAUUAUUUUUAAGAAAACAAAGUCUAUAAUAAGGAAAAUAGGCAUGGUUUCAUUUCAAAGGUAAAUAAUGUUAUACAUUCAAAUUACAAGAAAUUUCAAAAGUUUUUUCACAAUGUGCAACCUAAAUGUUUUCACAGUGUACAUAGUAAUUCACAGAAAUAUUUAUUACCCUAAAUAUUCUCAUAUCAUUAUGAGAAGAUAGAAAUGCAUUGGCUUGGUGUUGCAAAUUCAAAUUUUAAUCUAUAUCAAUGGACUGAUUUGCUUAAUAGACAUUAUUUCCUCCACAGUAAUCCUUACUGUAAUUCUAUCACAAGAAAAUUUAUAGUUAUGACAGAAUAUGUGGUAAAAUAGUCUCAAAUAUUUUAAAUAUGCCCUACAUGAAACACAUUCAAAAAUUUGUUCAUCUAACUCUAAAAAUACUCAAAAUUCACAAAACAGUUUCUUCUAUUUAGUCUUUACCCAAAUAUGAGCAAAUAUCACUUCCACAAAGUUAAAAUAGUUUCUAUUUCAGAUAUAAAUUCGUUGAAUAAUAUAGUUGUGCUUGUGCAACAAAGUUAUAAAUACAGAUGUAUUUACAUAAAUAAAAUCAAUGUUUUUAACUUCUGAAUACCUAUUAUACAAAAUGAAAAGUCAUUAUUCUAAGGCUCAGACGCUAAAGCCAAGUUCUUACAAACAAUCAAUACGGUGGAUAAAUAUUAGAUUCUACCACUGAGAUAACCAAACCUGAAUUCUACAGUAUAACAUCAGUUUCUACUUGAUGAUUCAUUACAAAAUGUACCUCCUCACAAAGCUAACACUGUAGGCAUGCCUCCUUAAUAGAUUAGUUGCUGUUAUGUAGCACAUGGGUGUCAAACUUGGGGUGACACCUUGCUGUCACAUGACAUAUCGUGACAUUUUCCCCCUUCACAGAGC
Molecule: messenger RNA, 14865 nt
Organism: Thamnophis sirtalis
Lineage: Eukaryota; Metazoa; Chordata; Lepidosauria; Squamata; Natricidae
Source: RefSeq, a predicted model, not a curated record